UUUCGUUGAUGCACUAGGAAGAGAGUUGUUUACAAAUACAAAACAAAACCGAAAGUUUUGCCAGAAAAUUGACGAAUGCAGCGGAAUUAUGAAGAAUACUAAAGGAUACAAUGAAUAUAUAAAAUACCGCUGAGUUAUAUUUUUACUGGUAGAUAAAGCUGAGCAGGUGCAGUGUCUGAAGUUACACAGAGGUGUUGGCCGUGGGCCGUCAGUGAGGCACAUGGCAGAUGAAAGCAACAAGCUGACACUGCGGCGCCUGGAGGCUCCAAUCCACAAGUUCAUUAAAGUGGCUCUGCCCACGGACCUGGAGAGACUGCAGAAACACCACAAUAACAUACUGAAGUAUCAACAGAGCCAGCAAUGGGACCGCCUGCAUCAGGAGCACAUCAACGCCAGCAGAACUGUUCAGCAGCUCAGGGCUAACAUCAGAGAGAUGGAGAAGCUCUGUGCCCGGGUCCGUGCCGAAGACGCCGAAGCUCUGGAAGCUCUUGUCAAGCCAGUCAGAGAGCGAGCAUCGACCGCCGCACGUGACUUUUUGCUUUUGCAUUCUAACCCUGUGCUUCAGCCCACACCACAAUCACCACCACCUGACGCUCAGUCAUCCAGCUGUGUGUCCAGCAGUUGCCAUGCUGACGACCAUGAGGCCAAGGAGCUGAUGUCUGACAGGCAAAUACAACUCCGCCUUCCAGAAAUUCCUGCAGAUCAGAGUGCAGCUGAAUCCUGGGAUAACCUGGAGGAGGAUCUGAAGAAACUGUGUGGUUUGGUGACAGAGUUCUCUCUGCUCGUCCAUUCCCAGCAGGAGAAGAUUGACAGCAUUGAGGACAACGUCAACACAGCCACUGCCAACGUGGUAGAGGGGACCAGGAGCCUGGGGAAGGCAGUGGGCUACAAGUUGGCAGUGCUGCCAGUUGCCGGGGCGCUGCUUGGUGGAGUAUUAGGAGGUCCACUUGGCCUGCUGGCGGGGUUCAAAGUUGCCGGAGUGGCUGCUGCUCUGGGAGGAGGCGCCCUGGGGUUCGCAGGUGGCCGCCUGGUCCAGAAACACCACAAAGCUCAAGUAAAUCUACAGAUGAAACAACUGACAGCACCACCACCACCAGAUGAGCCUCCAGAGUCCAGCAAGGACAAAUAAUGUGGUUAUUCCUCUGACCUCAGCUGGUGGUUAAUCACUGAAUCUCCUGUGUUGACUGACCAAUCGAAAGGACAAAUUAAACCCAGAGAUUCAGUAUUUGACUUAGCUUUGUCCAGUUGUAUUCCUGGUUCCAGGCACUGCUGCAAUACAGUGAUGUUUUAACAGCCAAAUGCCAUAAUGCACAACAGAGCAAAGCAGUGUACACUACAGCUGAUGGGUGUGUUUGGGUCAGCCUCAUAAAGCCUCUUAGCAAGUCUUUGGCACAAAGUAAGUUCUGUCAGUUGUUUGCCAUUUUAACUGUAAUUCUUAACGUCAUCAUUGUGCCUGUGUUUGGUCUUUGAGAACAGGAACUAUGUAAAGUUAUUAGUAUGCCGUCUUUCAUCUGACACUGGGCUCUAAAGCAAUACUGAUCUGACUGAGUGUUUGUUAGUACACAGUGGCGGUGUGGGUGGGGGCAAAAAGGAUUUGUCCCAUCAAACCUUCAAGUGAAAUUCACUUCUGAAACUUUUCGUGGGCACUUCAGUCAUACUCCGACCUGUCUGCAGCCGUCUCACUUUACCAGUGUAACGUUGCUGUUGCCUCCGUCUGACUUGAUGUACAACUAAGCACUUCCCGUGUGCGCAGUCGCUGGGCAACGCAGGAUGUAAACCCCACUAUACUAAGAGCAUUUACAGGGGCUGGUAGGUUUAAUGUAAACUAUAAUCAUGUAUGCAGCAAACAAGGUGCCAAUAUGAACUGUACUACUGAUAUGUGGAUAUUUGUUUGUCAAAUAUUGUUAUAUUAAUAAUGCAAAUUAAAGUGGCACAGCUUCAGAGUUUAUGUAAA
This is a messenger RNA of Solea solea (common sole), 1954 nucleotides long. RefSeq names its product syntaxin 17 (gene stx17). NCBI's taxonomy places the organism in Eukaryota, Metazoa, Chordata, Actinopteri, Pleuronectiformes, Soleidae. Gene Ontology annotation, biological process: vesicle fusion; intracellular protein transport; exocytosis. The transcript is spliced from 7 exons. Bases 221 to 1129 code for a protein of 302 amino acids. Gene Ontology annotation, cellular component: SNARE complex; autophagosome membrane; endomembrane system. The record is from RefSeq and is a predicted model, not a curated record. Gene Ontology annotation, molecular function: SNAP receptor activity; SNARE binding.